AUGGAAAUACAAUGUGUUCUUAAGCUUCGAGGGGAAGACACCCGUGGCGGCUUCACAGACCAUCUCUACAACGCCUUAAUACGCAAAGGAAUCUCCACCUUCAGAGACGAAGACGAGAUCGAAGAAGGCAAAGACAUUUCUUCCGAUCUCUUCGCUGCCAUUGAAGCGUCCAGAAUCGCGCUCGUUGUGGUCUCAGAAAACUACGCUUCUUCGAGGUGGUGCCUUGAGGAGCUGGGUAAGAUCUUUGAAUGCCACGACCGGCUUGGGAUGCUGGUGUUGCCCAUCUUUUAUAGAGUGGAUCCUUCUCAUAUUCGGAACCAGACAGGAACAUUUGCUGAAGCUUUUGCUAAACAUCAACACAGAUUUGGAGAACAUAACCCCAACAUCCAAAAAUGGAGGCACCUUCUUACAAAGCUCGCCAACCUCAAGGCUUGGCCUUCAGAACCUUGGUAA
Cucurbita pepo subsp. pepo (vegetable marrow) is the source of this 453-nucleotide messenger RNA. NCBI's taxonomy places the organism in Eukaryota, Viridiplantae, Streptophyta, Magnoliopsida, Cucurbitales, Cucurbitaceae. The record is from RefSeq and is a predicted model, not a curated record.